AUGUAUACAAGAGCAAAAUGUAAUGCAAGACUUAGUUAUAAUUAUAUCUUUAAGGGCCUCAAGAAAGCUGUUUCAAAAGCAUUAGACUCUGUUGAUUUAACAAAAAUUCAUUACUUUGCUCAUCAUUCUGAACACUUUAUGAGUGUCUAUAAACUUGGACUUUCUGAAAAAGCUGCUGCUUUUGCAGUAAAAAAAUAUCAUUUUCAUCAUCGAGUUUCAGAAAAAGUUCUUGAAGAGUUUGCACAUGACUAA
Messenger RNA from Cetraspora pellucida, 252 nucleotides. NCBI's taxonomy places the organism in Eukaryota, Fungi, Glomeromycota, Glomeromycetes, Diversisporales, Gigasporaceae. The record is from the annotation of a GenBank genome assembly.